Molecule: messenger RNA, 6315 nt
Organism: Cylindrotheca closterium
Lineage: Eukaryota; Bacillariophyta; Bacillariophyceae; Bacillariales; Bacillariaceae
Source: the annotation of a GenBank genome assembly
AUGGAAGAACUACUGCUGGAAUACGAAAAAGAAGAUGCCUUCAACCUGAAGGAAAUCGAAAAGAAAUAUGCCAACGGCGAGUAUCGAAACCAACAACAGGUUUCCAAGUCCAUUUCCAAGUUUGCAGAUGCCCUUCUUCGCUGUACCUUUCUCUUUGAAGACAAUAAUGAUGCAGGUGAAGAAUUCAAAGAAGGCGAUAGUGAUGUCAAUGCUGAAUGGCUUUUGAAUAUUUGCAGUCAAGUUCCUUCCGAACUCGGCAACGAACAAUUGGCUGUGGCCGUCUGGGAUGCCAGCAAGCUAGAGGGAGAAGGAAAUCAACAGGACGCACUAUUUGCUGCGUUGGGUGCUUCGGAAGAAGCCGUCGCUAUCUUGUUUGAGAUUGUUCCUAAACUGCCGGCAAUCCAACGCAACAUUCGGAGGUCUCAACUUGGCGGCAACGGAAAUGCCCAAGCAUCGCCCUUCUUUGUACCACCGGAAGACAUCCUUGACGAAGCCGAAUUGAAUCGUCAAAAGCUUCGACAGGAAGCCUUGGAUGCCGCCCAAGUAGCCGCCAUUACAAAGGCAGAAGCGGAGGCUGCUCUCGGACCGUCCCGCUUUGGAUCCACGCACACCAUUCGUCGAACCAGUGACAUGAAGGAGCAGAAGAUGGCCCAAAAAGCAGCCAAACGGGCUGCUCAAGCUAUGCAGCGCGCCAAAGCAGCCGGAGCAAUUAUUGAAGAAUCGGAAUUGUUGGCUGUCAGCAAUGCGGGUGUGGUGGGUGCUGGUGGAUUGAUGGGGCAUACCGACGCGGAUUUGCAAGCCUUGCAAGACUCUCUCCAGCCCGAAGGCUCCCGCUAUUAUCACAAGGAAGAAGGACUUCCGAGUGGAACCAUUCGUGAGGACGACGAUGUGAUUGGAUAUGAAAAGGUCACCAUUCCACCUCCCAUUCUGGACAAGUCUAAACUUCAUCCAAGAUUGUCGAUUGACGACAUUCUUGAUCCAGACUGUGCCCUUGCAUUCAGUGGCACUACUACACUCAAUCCAAUGCAAUCAACAGUGUUUGAUACAGCCUUCAACAGAAGAGAGAAUAUGUUGGUGUGCGCGCCCACGGGUGCAGGUAAAACAAAUGUGGCCAUGUUGACAGUGACAGCACACUUUCGAGAUGUCGGCUUGAUUGAUGGAAACAAUGGCCGAGACAUGGAUACAGGAGACAAGGUUGUCUACAUCGCCCCGAUGAAAGCGUUAGCGCAAGAGGUCGUGGAAAAGUUUUCAUCCAAACUGAAACCACUCGGACUCAUUGUGCGAGAAUUGACAGGAGAUAUGCAACUCACCAAAGCGGAAGCCAAUUCCGCCAAUGUCAUUGUCACGACGCCAGAAAAAUGGGAUGUUGUCACAAGAAAGUCGGGAAGUGACGAAAACGCUUUGGGGAAUCAGUGUGGUCUACUCAUCUUUGAUGAAAUCCACUUGUUGGCAGAUGAGAGUCGAGGGUCAGUUAUCGAGUCUGUUAUUUCGCGGCUCCACCGACUUGUGGAAAGCAGACAAAAGCAACUUCGAAUCGUUGGCUUGUCAGCUACCCUGCCAAAUUAUGAGGAUGUCGCAGAAUUUUUGCAUGUGCCCGAAAGGGGUCUCUUUUACUUUGGUCCAGAAUAUCGACCUGUCCCAUUGCAACAAACCUUUGUUGGUGUCACUGGCAACAUCAAGAAUCGAAAACUGAUUGAAGACAAGAUGAACGACGUUUGCUAUGAGGAAGUCAAGGACGCACUUUCGAGGGGCUACCAAGUCAUGGUGUUUGUGCAUUCUAGAAAGGGAACGAGUGAUACUGCGACGGCUUUGACCCAGCGAGCUUCCGCCAAGGGAGAGCUGGACCGCUAUUUCGUAACUCAAGGAAAAGAGGGUCGUUCUGGAGACGCUUACAAGCGCUACGCGGACAGAGCCAAGAAAGCCAGAAGCAGAGAAGUUACGAAUCAUUUCUACAAUGGAAUUGGAAUUCAUCAUGCUGGCUUGCUUCGGCCGGAUCGGAAGUUGACCGAGACAAUGUUUGCAGACGGGGCCAUCAAGGUUUUAUGCUGCACGGCGACUCUGGCGUGGGGAGUCAAUCUUCCAGCACACAAUGUCAUCAUCAAGGGUACCGAUGUCUACAAUCCUGAGAAGGGAAAAAAUAUUGACCUCAGUAUUUUGGAUGUCCAACAAAUUUUUGGGCGGGCUGGUCGACCGCAGUACGACACCACGGGAGAAGCCAUGCUCAUUACGAAUCACCAGGCAGUAGGUCGAUACUUGGACAAACUGGUUAGAUCGGUUCCAAUUGAGUCUUCGUUCAUCAAACAGCUUUCUGACCACCUUAAUGCGGAGAUUGUUGGGGGAACAGUGACGAACCUAAAUGAGGCUGUUGCUUGGCUCCGCUACACAUAUCUUUCAAUCCGAAUGAAGAAGAACCCACUGGCUUAUGGUAUCAGUGCUGAUAAGUUUGCUGACGAUCCAGGACUUCGUUCCCAUUUUAUGGAACUAGUGCGAAACGCAGCAACUUAUCUGUCUACUAAUCGAAUGGUCAAUUUCGAUCCUCAAUCUGGGAAUCUGGGGAUGACUACACUUGGAAGAGUGGCUGCCCACUUCUACAUUCAAGGAGAAAGCGUUGUGAUUUUCAACGAAUCCAUGGAAUUGAAACCUUUUCCCACAGAUGCAGAUUUGUUAAUGUUGGUUGCGUCAGCAACAGAGUUCGAAAACGUUCGAGUUCGUCCAGAGGAACAAGACGAGCUAGACAACUUGCAGCAGAAGUGCCCGUUGGAACUGGAGGGUCCAAUCAAUGAUUCGGUCACCAAAACAUUUGUCCUUCUCCAAAUGUUUAUUUCGCGGAAUCGACCCAAGGGUUUCACUUUGAUAUCUGAUACAAACUACAUCGCCUCCAACGCGGCUCGCGUGUCCAGGGCCAUUUUUGAAAUGUGUCUCCAUACCAACCAAGCGGGGACUGCUAUCAAGAUGUGCCGCAUUGCAAAGAGUAUUGACAAUCAAUUUUGGUGGUUUCAGACUCCCCUCAGAUAUUUCGAUCGCGAAGUUGGGGACACCGCAAUCAAGGCUCUCGAAAGUCGACACCACGGAAGAACUAUGAACUACGGAACCCUUGACUCUACGUUGGAAUUGCUAGACAUGACCCCAGAAGAGGUCGGUCAGAUAUGUCGCUCCAAGAAGGCGUUUGGCCAGAAGAUUCAGCGAAUGAUUGAAUUCAUUCCAAAUCCGGUGGUUUCUUGUCGGGUUCUUCCUGUCACGCAGCACGUUCUCCGAUUUCAAGUGGAAAUUGUUCCCGAGUUUGAAUGGCACGGAAGGUGGCAUGGCGGAGCAGUCUCGUUCUGGUUUUGGGUAGAAGGGUCGGAAAACCAACGAAUUUAUCAUCAAGAACACGUUGUGUUCACCAAAAGGACCUUUCCCGAACCAAUCAAGCUUGAUAUCCCCAUUCCUGCAUUCCAGGGUCCUGGAAACCAAUACUUAUUGAGGCUAAUCUCUGAAACUUGGGUUGGAGUCGAGAUCACGCAGCCCAUAUCUAUUGACGAGAUUCGCAUGCCACAGCAAGAUACGGUCUAUACUGACUUAUUCGAUCUCACUCCGCUGCCCACAACAGCGCUGCAAGAUGAGCGAUACGAGAAGUUGUUUUCGCGAAUUGAAACUUUCAACCCUGUCCAGACACAGCUAUUUCAUACUCUGUACCAUACCAACAUUCCAAUCUUUCUAGGGGCUCCAACUGGAAGUGGGAAAACAGUCAUUGCGGAGCUUGCACUGCUAAGAAUGAAGAAACUGCACACGGAUGGUAUUUGUAUCUACAUCGCGCCAUUGAAGUCAUUGGCUCGCGAAAGAUUGAAGGAAUGGCGAGCGAGAUUUGGGGAGUCGUCAAUGAAUUGGAACGUCUUGGAAUUGUCUGGUGACACGCAUCACGACCAGAAGGCGUUGGCCAAUGCUGAUGUUUUGGUAUGUACACCUGAAAAAUGGGACCUGAUUUCGAGGAAUUGGAGGGGUGGGAUUGGAGCUAGCAAAGCCUUCAUCAAGCGUGUUCGCUUGUUGAUCAUCGAUGAAAUCCAUCUCCUAGGAGAGGAAAGAGGCGCUGUGCUUGAAGCCAUCGUUAGCCGCACAAGAUUCAUUUCCAAGUUUUUGCAGAAUCAAAACAAAUCUAAUGGCAAUGGCGGAGAUUCGGGUCCAUAUGAGACCGUUCGAAUCGUAGGUCUUUCGACUGCAAUUGCAAAUCCUCAAGACUUGUCACAUUGGAUUGGGAUUGAUGUUGAUAGCAUUAGUCGCACAGCGAGGCAUGGCCUUUACAACUUCAGGUCAGCUAUCCGACCGGUACAAACAAAGAUUCAUAUCCAAGGUUACCCAGGGAAGCAUUACUGUCCAAGAAUGGCAUCUAUGAAUAAGCCUUGCUACGCAGCAAUCAAGCAGCAUGCACCAGAUCGACCGUCCCUCAUUUUCGUUGCUUCUCGUCGCCAGACGAGAUUGACAGCAUUUGACCUCAUCAGCUAUGCUGCUAGUGAAGGAAAUCCGAAGAUGUUCCUUGGCUGUAGCGAUCUGAUGAUAGAAUCAGUUGUCGAAAACAUUCAGGACGAAGCACUGAGACAUACUCUUGCAUUUGGAAUCGGACUGCAUCAUGCUGGACUAGUAUCAAGUGAUAGAGAUGUUGUUGAACGGAUGUAUUUGACGGGAGAUAUUCGGGUUCUAGUAGCCACGGCAACGCUAGCUUGGGGUGUGAAUCUUCCGGCGCGGCUCGUCAUUGUCAAGGGGACUGAGUUUUACGAUGGUAAAGUCUCAAGAUACGUUGACUACCCAUUGACAGAUGUCCUGCAAAUGAUUGGACGAGCAGGUCGACCAGGAUUUGACACUGAAGGAAAGGCAGUGGUAAUGGUGGAGACAUCGAAGAAGAAUUUCUACAAGAAAUUCUUGUAUACUCCUUUUCCGGUAGAAUCGUGCCUCAAGGAACGGCUUUGUGAGAAUCUAAAUGCGGAAAUCGCCAAUGGAACGGUAUCUUCUCUGCUGGAUGCCACCGGAUAUCUCACUUGGACGUUCUUCGCGCGGAGAGUGAAAGCAAAUCCUUCGUACUACGGUGCCGAUUCUGGAAGUGAAGAAGAUGUUGAAGCGUUCCUGCUCUCUGUGGCCACAGAGACUGUAUCGAAGUUAAAAGACCAAGGCUGUGUGGUCAGCGAAGGCGACGAGGUGGAAGACGAUCUUCGACCCACGACUCUUGGAACUACCAGUUCCCAAUUCUACUUGAAGUACACGUCGCCGAAGCAGAUGGAAAUUGGACUACGCGAAUGCGCUCGGCUUUUGAUGGAUAGCUUGGACGAAGAAAAAGAAGUUGGCAAGACACCAAAUGUUUCGUUGCGGCCAUACUUGCCUGGUGAAAGAGUUGAUGAAGUUUCCAUUUCUUGGCUCCUCUACACAUUAUCCUUUACUCCAGAAUUCGAUGAGUUGCCAGUGCGCCACAACGAGGAGGACUUAAACGAGGGUCUGAGUGAGAAUUUGAUGUGGGGUGCGGAUACAGCCGGUGUCCAAUCUCCAGAAAGCACGUAUAUCUACCGGUCGUCCGAUGUCUACGCUGACCCGCACACCAAAGGCUUCUUGCUGAUCCAAGCGUUCCUUGAAAAAGCACAACUUCCCAUCAGUGACUAUGUAAAUGACACUCGCACAGUUAUGGAUAGCGUUCCUCGGCUUUUGGCAGCGAUGCAUUUCGUUGCAUCCAACCAAUAUGAAACCGAUGGAUAUGCUGAUGUUGUGAGUCAACUAUUCAGGACCAAACAGUUGAUCUCAACAAAGAGCACUUUGAGCAUGAAUCCAAUAUUGCAGCUGCCAGGAAUUUCGAAGAAAACAGCCGAGAAAGCAGUUAGCGAACUUGGAGAUGGUGCCUUUUGGCAUUUGAGGCAGGCUUCCAGAGCCCAAGCAGAGCAGCAUUUGAAGAAUUUCGGUCCACCAAAACAAAGGAACUACGCAUCAGCGUUGAAUAAUCUGUUAUCUUAUCCGAAAGUCACAGUUACUGAAUCAAAGAUUGCUCAUCGCGUUGACAAGGUCACGGUGAAGAGCAAGGGGACUCUGACUUUGAAGAUCCAAAUUGAUCGCAAAAAGGGAUCCCAAGACGAGCCCAUAACCCUUGGUAUUGUUGUGGCGAGCAACGCGAGUCGCAGGUUGCUGGGAUACCAAGAAGUCUCCAUCAGUAGAAAUGGAAAUUGGACAGUAGACAAGAGCAUUGACUUUGAUUGGGAAGCUGCCAGAUCCGAUGGUGGUGAAGGAAGUGGUACAGUGAUUGUCCGUUUGUUACUGGAUUCCGUCAAGGGGCUGGACUCGGAACUUUUGGUAAAGUUAGUGUAA